AUGCCUGACGAAACUAGUCCGCAGGAGGUGUUGAAAGAUGAGCUCUUUCUUCUCAGGCUCGGGCACAUCGUAUUCGGUAUUAUCCUCUGGGACUUGGUCUCGAAUAUGGAGUACGAAUGGAGUGUCUGGAAAGGAGAACGGAGAUAUCUGUGGACUAUCUGGUUGCACGCUGCCUGUCGCCUCAUGCUGCUGGCGUGGGUUGCUCUAUCAUUCGCUGUCGAGAUAACCCAACCCGACUGCACGGAGUUGAAGGCGCUCACUCUGACCGUGUCGGUCGUUUCGUACAUGAUACUAGCUUGCGCCUCGCUGAUGAUAGCGCUCCGUGCUGUGGCUAUAUGGCAACGCAAGAAGAUUAUCAUGCUUAUAGCGUAUGGAAUGCUUGUUGCGUGCGUGGCCGUCAGAAUGAAAUACCUGUUCUCGCUGGCGGUCGGCGGAGCGUUCUCCUCAGUAGGAGGUAGCGCGCAAUCUUCAGGCUGUCCCCAAUCAAGUGUUGGACAGCUCGUGAAUACGAGCACCCUAUUUGCCACGGACUUCCUGUUGAUCAUGAUCAUGAUGGUCGGCUUGAUUCGCAUGGAAGAGGCUCGACGCUUCGGAAUAACCAGGCACUUAUACAACUCGGGCUUACUCUGGAUGAUUCUUGUGAUGGUGAUUGAGAUACCCAACCUUGUUCUCGCGGCACUUGAUCUGAACGGUCCCCUGGACGAUCUUCUAGGACCAUUUGAAGUUGCUGCCUUGGCAAUAUGCGCGACACAUAUGUACCGUGAUCUUGCGGCUUACACACAUGUGAUCGAGAGUCUGAAUGUACCGGUAACGACGGCGACGAUGUGUUUCGAAACAGCGACAGGCGUAAGGCUGGACAAUAGUGUACCCGAGCCAACUCAGUCCUAA
This is a messenger RNA of Peniophora sp. CBMAI 1063, 888 nucleotides long. Lineage: Eukaryota; Fungi; Basidiomycota; Agaricomycetes; Russulales; Peniophoraceae. The record is from the annotation of a GenBank genome assembly.